This is a messenger RNA of Cavia porcellus (domestic guinea pig), 1996 nucleotides long. RefSeq names its product paired like homeodomain 2 (gene Pitx2). The transcript is spliced from 3 exons. The coding region runs from base 339 to 1316 and encodes 325 amino acids. NCBI's taxonomy places the organism in Eukaryota, Metazoa, Chordata, Mammalia, Rodentia, Caviidae. The record is from RefSeq and is a predicted model, not a curated record. Gene Ontology annotation, cellular component: nucleus. Gene Ontology annotation, molecular function: RNA polymerase II cis-regulatory region sequence-specific DNA binding; DNA-binding transcription factor activity, RNA polymerase II-specific. Gene Ontology annotation, biological process: anatomical structure morphogenesis; regulation of transcription by RNA polymerase II.
AAGAAGGGGGUCUUUGCCCAUUCUUGUUUCACUUUUGGAGCCCGGGCGCCCGCUCCCUAAAGACGCUGCGCGCCGUGCCCGCCUGCCCUCAUCCCCAUGCCUCCGUCUGCCCGCUGACUUUCGGCUGCCGGACUCUCCCGCUGGAGCCUACCGGAGCAGAGGGGGGCGACUUGGCUCCGAGACUCGGCAGGGAUUGCGUCCCCAGUCUCCUUCUGCAGCAGCCACAGCGGGGCAACUCUGCGCCCGCCCGGAGCGUGCGACCCACGACGCCCAGCGGCAGCCACAGGGACUCGGAGGGCGGCGGCCCGGGACCCGGAGGGCGGCGCGCUCCCUCGCUCAUGAACUGUAUGAAAGGCCCGCUGCACUUGGAGCACCGAGCAGCCGGGACUAAGCUGUCGGCCGCCUCCGUGUUGGCCUCCUGUCACCAUCCCCAACCCUUAGCAAUGGCUUCGCUGCUGGCUCCGGGCCAGCCCCGCUCCCUGGACUCCUCCAAGCACCGGCUGGAGGUGCACACCAUCUCCGACACCUCCAGCCCGGAGGCUGCAGAGAAAGAUAAGAGCCAACAGAGCAAGAAUGAGGACGUGGGCGCCGAGGACCCGUCCAAGAAGAAGAGGCAGCGGCGGCAGCGGACUCACUUUACCAGCCAGCAGCUGCAGGAGCUGGAAGCCACUUUCCAGAGGAACCGCUACCCAGACAUGUCCACGCGCGAAGAGAUCGCCGUGUGGACAAACCUCACGGAAGCCCGAGUCCGGGUUUGGUUCAAGAAUCGCCGGGCCAAAUGGAGAAAGCGGGAGCGCAAUCAGCAGGCCGAGCUGUGCAAGAACGGCUUCGGGCCGCAGUUCAACGGGCUGAUGCAGCCCUACGACGACAUGUACCCGGGCUACUCCUACAACAACUGGGCUGCCAAGGGCCUCACAUCAGCCUCGCUGUCUACCAAGAGCUUCCCCUUCUUCAACUCCAUGAACGUCAAUCCCUUGUCCUCGCAGAGCAUGUUCUCCCCACCCAACUCCAUCUCGUCCAUGAGCAUGUCGUCCAGCAUGGUUCCCUCGGCUGUGACGGGCGUCCCUGGCUCCAGCCUCAACAGCCUGAAUAACUUGAACAACCUGAGCAGCCCAUCGCUGAAUUCCGCGGUGCCCACACCCGCCUGUCCCUAUGCGCCGCCGACACCCCCUUACGUGUACAGGGACACGUGUAACUCGAGCUUGGCCAGUCUGAGACUGAAAGCCAAGCAGCACUCCAGCUUCGGCUACGCCAGCGUGCAGAAUCCCGCGUCCAACCUGAGCGCUUGCCAGUACGCAGUGGACCGGCCCGUGUGAGCCAAGCGGCCGGAUCCUGGGACUCGCGGCUGGCCAGAGGGGCCACCCGCCCUGGAGAGACUGGGAAUUGCGCUAGCAGGUCUCGGGCACUCAAGAAAGGACAUAGAGAGGGAGAAAAGGAAACCACUGAAUUCAAGAGCGCUCCUUUGAUUUCAAAGGAAUGUCCUCGCCUUCUGAUGUUUUUCAGGAGAAGUAUUUCCAACAUUUGCAAGGACAGGGACACACAGAUGUUUGACUGGAUAUGACAUUUUAACAUGACUAUAAGCUUGUUAUUUUUUAAGUUUAGCAUUGUUAACGUUAAAAUGACUGAAAGGAUGUAUAUAUAUCGAAAUGUCAAAUUAAUUUUAUAAAAGCAGUUGUUAGUAAUAUCACAACAGUGUUUUUAAAGGUUAGGCUUUAAAAUAAAGCAUGUUAUACAGAAGCCAUUAGGAGUUUUCGCUUGCAAGCAAGGGAAUGUAUAUACUAAAUGCCACACUGUAUGUUUCUAACAUAUUAUUAUUAUAAAAAUGUGUGAAUAUCAGUUUUAGAAUAGUUUCUCUGGUGGAUGCAAUGAUGUUUCUGAAACUGCUCUGUACAACCUACCCUGUGUAUAACAUUUCGUACAAUAUUAUUGUUUUACUUUUCAGCAAAUAUGAAAAAAUGUGUUUUAUUUCAUGGGAGUAAAAUAUACUGCAUACAAA